This is a messenger RNA of Elgaria multicarinata webbii, 1790 nucleotides long. RefSeq lists its product as uncharacterized. The transcript has 2 exons. Bases 253 to 1512 code for a protein of 419 amino acids. NCBI's taxonomy places the organism in Eukaryota, Metazoa, Chordata, Lepidosauria, Squamata, Anguidae. The record is from RefSeq and is a predicted model, not a curated record.
UGUGCCCUGUCCUUUUGCAGAUACAUGAUCAUACUCUGGGUGCAAAUCCCUGCCCUGACAGUGGACAUAGUCUGCAGAGACCACUUUGCCUUUUUUCUCUAGGAACCAUUCCAAACUAUCAUUGAAGGAGAACAGCAAGGCAAAUCCAAAUCAACUGGCCGGGCCCCUCGUGGCCCCACUUGGACUGAUGAAGAGACCAGAGUCCUAUUGGGUCACUGGAAUACUUUGCUGAUCCAGCGCCGGGUUCAAAACAUGCCCACCAACAGUGAUCUCUAUGCUGUCCUAGCCAAGAAGAUGGCUGAAGAGGGAUUCUUACGUACACGAAUCCAGUGUAACAACCGGAUUCGGGACCUUCGCAAAGCAUAUCGAAAGGCAAAGGAUGCUAUAGGCAAGGCAGGGGCGAUGCCAGUUCGCUGCCGGUUCUUCAGAGAGCUGGAUGAGAUCUGUGGAGGAGAAACAGAAACUGCCCUUCCUUCCAUGAGUCAAACUAUGAGGCUCCAGCCCUCCACUACCAUUGUUCAGCCAGGAUCAUCCUGGGAACCUAUACCAGAAAUUUCCUGGAAGGUGGAAGAGGACUCUGAGACUGAGGUGGCCUUUGAUGGGAUCAGUGAUACCACACAGCCCCUGCAGGAAGUAUUAAAGAUUAAGGUGGAAUCUGAACUUGAAGAAGAUACUGCUUUUCAGCUGGCUUUGCCACCUGUUUCUUCUUCGUCUUCUAGCACAGUGGCAAUUGCACCUACCCUGGAGGAGGAUCAGCAGUCUGCUUUCCAAGAACAGGACAUCCUAAUGCCUGCCAGGCCAGCUGCUGCUCAGGCUCCACAGCCAUUGCCCCCCACCUACAAUUCAGAGCAGAGGCUGAAAACAGGAGCUGAGGACAAAAUUGCCAUAGGAAGUCCAAGACAUGAUUCCAAGGCUGUGCCAAGGGCACCAGAUCCAGCUGUGGACAGGAUGGCACAGAUGAGAGCUAGAAGACGUCGGGCCAGGGAGGAAACCAUAGACCGUCUACUUGAGGAGAUAAGGGCUGGAAGGGAGGCCAUGGAUGCAACGUUCCGACUCCUCCUUGAACAGCAACGCUCGUUUCAGAACAGUCUCAUCAGGGAGAUGCGGCUGGCAAGGCAAGAACAGCGUCGGGCAACUGAAGCUGAGCUCCGAGCUCGCCAGGAAGAGUGGCAGCAGCAGAGGACUCAGCGUAUACUGGACACUAAUAGGACUGAGGCUGAGAUUGUUCGCUUCCGCCAAGAGCUCAAUUUCCUUAGACAUAAUUUUAUGGACUUUUUUUCAGCAGCAAGUUCUUUUUCCAUCCCUUCCCAACCAAGGACACCUUCCCCUGUGCCUGCUCAGAGGGACAAUCCUGGUCCUUCCAGAGCACACUGGGAAAGCUGUAUCCCCAGCGUAACUGAGGUGCAGGCACCUCUUCCAGACCCACAGAUACUCAGGGUGUCUUCAAGGGGGAGGAGAGGGAGGCCAAGAAAGCGUGGUGGUGCUACUAGAAAACAGGUCCACAGAGAAUAAGCAUAGUGGGGCUGAGUUAGUGCUUUUGGUGCGUAACUCCUGGAUUUGGUGCUAUCUAACCUUCUGUCUACCUCCUUUAUUUCUGCACUGACUGUCAACCUCUUUGGUUUUCAGCACUGUUUUUUUAAACCAACAUUUAAAAAAUGUACUUGAAUUCAAUCAGUGUUAAGCUUUGCAUUGCUGUUUGUUUAAUGUCUUUAUGUAGUAGUUGUUUUUACUAUAUGAUUUUCCAAUGAGUCUGUGAUUUUCUUCUUUUCCCUCCACUUAUGUAAUAAAUG